GUAUUACGAGCUGGGUUGACAACUGGAAAACAAAUGGCUGGAGAACAAGUUCAGGAGGAAGUGUAAUAAAUAAAGAAGAUUUUGAAAGACUUGAUAAUCUAUCAAAAGGCAUAGAAAUUCAGUGGAUGCAUAUUCCUGGUCAUGCUGGCUUCCAAGGAAAUGAAGAAGCUGAUAGACUAGCAAGAGAAGGAGCUA
Molecule: messenger RNA, 195 nt
Organism: Fulmarus glacialis (Northern fulmar)
Lineage: Eukaryota; Metazoa; Chordata; Aves; Procellariiformes; Procellariidae
Product: ribonuclease H1-like
Exons: 2
Biological process (GO): DNA replication, removal of RNA primer
Molecular function (GO): RNA-DNA hybrid ribonuclease activity; nucleic acid binding
Source: RefSeq, a predicted model, not a curated record